This is a messenger RNA of Knipowitschia caucasica, 906 nucleotides long. The record is from the annotation of a GenBank genome assembly. NCBI's taxonomy places the organism in Eukaryota, Metazoa, Chordata, Actinopteri, Gobiiformes, Gobiidae.
AUGCUUCGCGGGUGGAGAAGAGGGACUCUGGCAGUGAUUGGGCUCCUUUUAUGCUUCUUUGCUUUACAGCUGAGCUUUUUUUUCACUGGCCGAGAAGUGCUGAAGCUUCGAGAGCAGACACUGAAUAUCCUGUCCCCGGGCAUAGGAAGUGGCCUCCUGCCUCUCAAUGUGUCCUACCAGCUCCUGAUGGGGUCUGCACCUUCCCAGCAGAGAUUCCUUGUAGUGGGGUUGUCCUCGGUGCGGCGGAAGAAGGAGAUGUACCUCAAAUCAACAUUGCAGUCCAUUUUCUCUCAGUCUUCAGAGGAGGAGCGGGCACAGAUGGUGGUGGUGGUGCUACUUGCUGACUUUGACUGGAGCUGGAGACAAUUAGUGACAGAGGAACUCCAAACAAGCUUCUACAAAGAACUGCGGCAAGGACAACUCCUGCUAAUUCACGUGCCACAAGAGCAGUACCCCCCACUCACCGGCCUAAAGCGAAACUACAACGAUGCUGCGGAUCGCGUCAGUUUCCGAUCGAAACAAAACGUGGAUUACUCCUUCCUCAUCCACUUCUGCUCUUCGCUCGGACAGUUCUACCUGCAGCUUGAAGACGAUGUUUAUUGUGCCAAACAUUUCCUCAGCAAUAUCCGACAACACAUCAAAGAACAGAACGCUAAGAAAACCAACUGGGCCAUGCUGGAAUUUUCCAACCUCGGAUUCAUCGGCAAACUCUACAAAUCCACAGAUCUGCCCAUUUUGGCUCAAUUCCUCUUUCUCUUUUACCAGGAAAUGCCUUGUGACUGGCUGAUGAGCCGAUUCCAGGGUCCACCCUAUGGGGGAGGGGUAAGAGGUUCGCCCGGUGGGGGAGGUGCAGAGGUCCGUCCUGUGGCAGAGGUCCGCCCUCUAGGGGAGGGGGCAGAGGUCUGA